Messenger RNA from Rangifer tarandus platyrhynchus (Svalbard reindeer), 5001 nucleotides. NCBI's taxonomy places the organism in Eukaryota, Metazoa, Chordata, Mammalia, Artiodactyla, Cervidae. The record is from the annotation of a GenBank genome assembly.
AUGGCCAGCGUCCCGCAGCUGGUGGACGACUUGUGUGAGGUCCUUCUGCCGGCAGUCAAGGCUCCCUCGGGCCCGCGCCGCGGGAGCCGCAGGAAGGCCAAGCGGGGCCUCAAGAGGGUGGCCUACGACGCCCUGUUCACGGGCCUCUUUCAGGAGGAGGGCCGCGGGCUGCAGCCCGGCCUCCCGAGGCUGCCGGUGAAGAACAGGAUCCUCAUGCUGUCCUUCGACCUGCGAGUGGGCGGCCUGGGCGCCGAGGCAGACCGCCUGGAGGAGCUGGUGGAGGGGCUGGAGGCCGCGCCGCGCCAGCCGCUGGCGGAGCUGGGCGCGGUCCUGGAGUUGCUGGUGCGGCUGGCGGGCAGCGGGCCCCCGCGAGUGCGGCGGCGCCGGCGGGGCGUCUUCCUGCACAGCCGGCCGGUCGGGAGAGCCCUUCCCUACGGCGGCUACGACUGCGCCGACUUGAGUGAGUUGGAGGCGGAUGUGCGGUCGAUCAUCUCCGGAGAGGAGUCUCUGUGUCGAGACCUGGUCCGCGAGACGCGGCAGGUGAUGGAGGCGGCACCGGGCACCGGACUGCCCGCAGUCGGGCUCUUCUCGUACGGCGACCCCUGCGGGGGCAGGUUUGAAAGGGACACCCGCGUCUCGCUCUUCGGAGCCCUGGUGCACAGCCGCACGGCCGACUUGGACGUCCGCCUGGACCUGCCCCCGGUGCCCGACAGCGCAGACCUCUCCGGACUGGCCAUCAAGGUCCCUCCGAGCGUGGAUCAGUCGGAAGAUGAAGGGUUCCAGUCAGCAUCCAAUCUGACUCCUGACUCCCAGUCUGAGCCGGGCAUGACGCCAGACAUUGACCUGUGGGACGCUGUGCUCACCUACGAGGCCAGCAAGCGGAGAUGCUGGGAGCAAGUUGGAUGCCCCCCCGGCCACCGAGAGGAGCCCUACCUCACUGAGGCGGGAAGGGACGCCUUUGACAGAUUCUGCCGGCUUCGCCAAGGGGAGCUACAGGUGCUGGGCGGGAGCCUCCUGCAGGCCCCACAGCCCGUCCUGGUGAAGGAGUGUGAGCUGGUAAAGGACGCGCUCAAUGUCCUGAUCGGAGUCGUGUCCGCCACGUUCUCCCUCUGCCAGCCAGCUCAGGCCUUCACGGUGAAGCGGGGUGUCCAUGUCUCAGGAGCAUCCCCCGAGAGCAUCAGCAGCCUCCUCUCCGAGGUGGCGGAGUGCGGGACCCACUACGCGCGCCUCAGCCACUUCUCCCUGCAGCCCGUGCUGGACUCCGCCUGCAGCAAGGGCCUCGUGUUCCAGGCCUUCACCAGCGGCUUGAGGCGGUACCUGCAGUAUUACCGCGCUUGCGUGCUCUCCACCCCGCCCACCCUGAGCCUCCUCACCAUCGGCUUUCUCUUCAAGAAGCUGGGCCGGCAGCUCAGGUACCUGGCUGAGCUCUGCGGUGUCGGCGCCGCGCCCCCCGGCUCUGGCGGAGGAGAGCCCAGGGCUGCCUUCCCCACGGGUGUGAAGCUGCUCUCCUACCUCUACCAGGAGGCCCUGGACAACUGCAGCAACGAGCACUACCCAGUCCUGCUGUCUCUGCUCAAGACCAGCUGCGAGCCCUACACGCGGUUCAUCCACGACUGGGUGUACAGUGGGGUCUUCAGAGAUGUUUACGGCGAGUUCAUGAUCCAGGUGAACCACGAGUACUUGGGCUUCAGAGACAGGUUCUACUGGACGCAUGGCUAUGUGCUUAUUUCCAAAGCGGCAGAGGACUGUGUCCCUGUGUUUCUGAGCCACAUCGCCCACGACGUGUACGUCUGCGGGAAGACCAUCAACCUGCUGAAGCUCUGCUGCCCCCGGCACUACCUCUGCUGCUCCGAUGUCCCGGUCCCGCGCAUCUCCGUGAUCUUCUCCCUCGAGGAGCUGAAGGACGUCGAGAAGGACUGCGCCAUCUACGUGGGCCGCAUGGAGAGGGUGGCGCGGCACAGCUCCGUCAGCAAGGAGGAGAAGGAAUUACGGAUGGAAAUUGCAAAGCAGGAAUUAAUUGUCCAGGCCCGGGAGGCAGCGUCCAGGGUCCUGCAGGCGCUCAGCGAUCGGCAGAUGUCGGAGCGAAUGGCCUCGGAUGCCCGCAAGCGAGAGCAGUUCCAGAGGCUGAAGGAGCAGUUUGUGAAGGACCAGGAGCGACGCCAAGCGGCCAGGCAGGAGGAGCUGGAUGAGGACUUCAGCUAUGCCCGUGAGCUCCGGGAUCGGGAGAGGAGGCUGAGGGCCCUGGAGGAGCAGCUGGAGAGGAAGGCCAGGCAGGCGCUGGUGGAUCAUUACAGCAAGUUGUCUGCAGAGGCGGCUCGUCGGGAGCAGAAGGCACUGUGGAAGGUCCGGAGGCACAGGCUGGCCAGCGCGCGGCUUCGUUUCUUCCUGGAAGAUGAGAAGCGCGUUCAGGGGAUGCUAGAGGCCGUGGCCAAGGGGAGGCCCCUAGAGCAGCUGGCCGUCCUCCCUGGUGCCUGCUCCCAGACAAGUGCCCACUCACGGGCAGGGGACCAGGUCUCCUUUCUGGGCCCUGCGCCCGCUGAUAGAGGCAGCAGUUGUGACCCCAAGUGUGAGGAGCCACGGGAAGCGGCACCGGCCGGCCCUCAUGGGCAGAGCGCACUCAGGCUGCAGCCCCUCGAGUCUCCAGGAGCUGGGGCCCGUGGUGCGGGGCCAGGGGCAGGCCUGCUGUGUAUGCAGGCAGAGGAGCCGGGGCCGUUCUCCGCGGGCCUCAGCCUCAGAGACUUCCUGCCCGUGGCCCAGGGGACCGAGCCUGGGCUCAGCGGCUCGGCCCCUGUCCUGGAAGACGCACUGCAGACCAUUGGCUCCGCCCUGCCUCCCGUGGCUCCGUCCACAGCAGUGGACUUAGCACCUUUUGGGCCACAGGAGUAUGACUUCAGAACCAUCCUGAGGCCCACUGUGGCUGCCCCAGGUUCUGCGGGGGCGCUCAGCCUGGGCAGCAGAGGGCAGCAGCUGCUGGAGGACACUCACGAGCCACUGGACACCUGUGGCCCGGACCCCCCGCAGCACCCCUCCCCCCAGGAGGAGUGCUGUCCGGCCACGGUGCAGGUCCUCGGGGCGGAGCCUGGUGUUCCCAGAGGGGGCUGGGUUUCUGGAGUGACCCCCUCCCGGCCACGGUGGAACAUCCAUGGACACGUGUCUGAUGCCAACAUCCGGGUGGGGGAGAAUGUGUGGGACGUGGUCCCCUCCCGGCCACGGUGGAAUGUCCACGGACACGUGUCUGACGCCAGCAUCCGGGUGGGGGAGAAUGUGUGGGAUGUGGCCCCCUCCCGGCCACGGUGGAAUGUCCACGGACACGUGUCUGACGCCAGCAUCCGGGUGGGGGAGAAUGUGUGGGAUGUGGCACCCUCCCGGCCACGGUGGAGCGUCCAUGGACACGUUUCUCAGUCCAGUGUGACGCUGGGGGUGCUCUCGGGGGAAGCCGAGCCCAAUUUGCCCAGGCCCCCAUUGGGUCACCCAGACUCCGGGCCCCAGUUGGGCCUCAGCUCGGGAGUCCAGGAACACACGCUGCAGCUGCCUGUGGAGACAGCCUCAGGCAGCUCCAGUACACAGGUGGCUGGACCAGACCCUGGUUACAGGGAGGAGGGUGGCCCCCAGGCCUCGCUGUCUGCUGAGGCUGUACCCGCUGCUCUGGGAGAUGGCACCCUGGAAGAGCCAGGCGUGGGGAUGAGUGAGGACUCCAGGGACCUCUCUCUCUGCUCACAGGAGGAUGCAGAUGUCCAGAGCAGCCCUGACCCUGGCGAGGCGGCGGCCCAGCGCUGGGACCGGGAGCAGGCCUACCUGGCGGACCUGGCGGGGCAGUACCGCCUGGAGCAGUACCCGGAUAGCUAUGAGGCCAUGUCGGAGCCUCCCGUCGCCCGCCUCCUGCACCACGGGCUUCCCCGAGCCUUCGCCCUCCCGGAGGACACUGGGGUCCCAUCAGACGCGGACGAGAGCGCUGUGCAGCUGAGCGAGCUGCUGCCGCUGCCUGUGCUCAUGAAGCACUCCGUUACUGCCCCGCUGGCUGCCCACGUUUCCUUGGUGAACAAGGCGGUGGUCGACUACUUCUUCGUGGAGCUGAACCUUGGGGCGCACUUUGAGGCGCUGCGGCACUUCCUGCUGAUGGAGGACGGGGAGUUUGCCCAGUCCCUCAGCGACCUGCUCUUCGAGAAGCUCGGGGCGGGGCAGACGCCCGGGGAGCUUCUCAGCCCCCUGGUGCUCAACUCGGUGCUGAGCAAGGCCCUGCAGUACAGCCUGCAUGGCGACAGCCCGCAUGCUGCCAACCUCUCCUUCGCCCUCAAGUUCCUGCCUGAGACGUUUGCCCCCAACGCCCCAGACGUGCUGAGCUGCCUGGAGCUCAGGUACAAGGUCGACUGGCCCCUCAACAUCGUGGUCACCGAGGGCUGCCUGAGCAGGUACGGUGGCAUCUUUUCCUUUCUGUUGCAACUGAAGCUUAUGAUGUGGACGCUCAAGGACAUCUGCUUCCACCUCAAGCGCACAGCGCGCGUGAGCCAGGCGGCCGGCUCGGUGCAGUUCCGCCAGCUGCAGCUCUUCAAGCACGAGAUGCAGCACUUCGUCAAGGUCACCCAGGGCUAUAUCGCCAACCAGAUCUUGCACGUCAGCUGGUGCGAGUUCCAGGCCAAGCUGGCCUCGGUGGGCGACCUGGAGGAGAUACAGCGCGCCCACGCCGAAUACCUGCACAAGGCAGUCUUCAGGGGCCUGCUGACCGAGAAGGCGGCGCCGGUCAUGAACGUCAUCCACAGCGUCUUCAGCCUGGUCCUCAAGUUCCGCAGCCAGCUCAUCUCCCAGCCCUGGGGCCCGGCUGGCGGCCCGCGGGGCCCCGAGCACCCGAACUUUGCCCUCAUGCAGCAGUCCUACAGCGCCUUCAAGUACUACUCCCGUUUCCUCUUCAAAGUGGUGAGCAAGCUGGUGAACCGCGGCUACCAGCCCCACCUGGAGGACUUCCUGCUGCGCAUCAACUUCAACAACUACUACCAGGACGCCUGA